AUGCACAUUUACACCUUGAAUCGAGAUUUUCAAAGUACUCUUAAAGCUACUGAACUAGAACAACAGUUCAACAUAACUUUAUUUCAUUUGUGGUUUCCUGUAUUGACAUUGGUGCUGUAUUUAUUCAAGUUGAUAAAGGGACAGAGUGCCCAAUUCACACCAUUCAAAUUUUUCAAAUCCCGUUCCACCUACGCAAUUCUAACGAUCAUCUUCUUGGCAUGCCUCCAUACUUCUACGCCACUUGAAGAUCCGACACUUCAAUUUUUGAACAACUGCCUCGAACUUUGGGCCGCACUUCAAAGCUUCAUAGUCUUAUCAGCUGUGCUUAUCCAGUUGAUUUUUCUUAUUGCAAAUCUCCCGAGCCUAUAUUUCUGCUGUAUGGAUGUAUUCCUUUGCCGGAAAAAAUCCACGUGGCUUUUUAUUGGAAUACUUCUGAUUUUGAGAUCAACAUUUUUCACGACAACUACUGUUGUGGAGAUUGACGGGAAGUUUGUGACCUUCGAUUUUUUGGAAGUUUUCCUAUACUUUUUCAAUGUUAUCCUUAUGAUUUGCCUUCUUAAAAGAUGGAAAAUGAAUUUAGUAGAGAAAUUCCCACAGAAUAUUACAAAGCAUAUGGACUAUACCCCUGUCAAUAUCUCAAUAUUUUUGAACUGCUUCGUAUCUAUUGCCUUCUAUGGACUUUUCCAGCUGCUCUCAUUCAUCUUGGCUCUAAUAACUUAUCAUCCAAAUCUGGAAACAUCUCCCCUCAAUUUAUAUCGAUCAAUAUUAAAUCUAUACUACAUGCCUUUUAUAUGGACUUGGGCUGUAACAAUCAGCUACUCAAAUCGUGUUCAGAAGUUAUUGGAAGAGUAUAAAAACGGUUUGGAAAUUGUGGAAAAUGACGUAGAAAUGCAAAUGGAGCCAGUUGCCGAGCCAAGUGCAAGUCGGCGAGGAUCAAUUGUCACUGAUCUCUCUAUUUUGGAGUUUGAUGGGAUUUGA
Molecule: messenger RNA, 978 nt
Organism: Caenorhabditis elegans
Lineage: Eukaryota; Metazoa; Nematoda; Chromadorea; Rhabditida; Rhabditidae
Gene: M01G12.15
Exons: 2
Coding region: 1-978 (325 amino acids)
Source: RefSeq, marked reviewed